UAACUUCUUUGACUGCGAGAGGGAUCCACCCAACGCCACUUGCAAUGCCCCUGCCAUGGAAGCAAUGGUCCAAGCCUGUCAAGCGGAUCCGUGGCUACGAGAAUCGUGCCAUCACCAUCCGCCAGUUGAACGACUUGUCGAUUUAUUUGCAGAGGCUUUGCAAGGCUGGGCUGCUGAGAUUCACUAGUGAGUGGUCCAAGAGAAAAGGUGUGGAGCUGCACGGGAAACCCGUGGCCUGGUCGCUCCUCAAUAUGUAUAUCAUCAGCGAAGAGGUCCUCACGAAAGUGAUUCGUCAUUACGAUCCCCACUGUCCAGAUCAGACCUGGUACAGUUGGGUGGAAUUCUUGAAUGGUGGAGAGCCAAAGAGGCCAAAGGUCUUUUUCAGCCACUGGUGGGGGGGACACUUUCGCGACUUCAUGCAAGUGGCGGAGCAUGUCCGUAAGGACCGUUAUCUCAGCAUCCACGAUGGCAUUUGGGUUUGUACCUUCGCGCUGAACCAGUUCGGCGACGACCUCGGCUCCAGCUUGGACUCGUGUCCCUUCGUGAGCGGCCUCUUGAGCUGCGAACACGUGGUCUUGGUGGUGGAUCGGCAAAGCGGUUCGCUUACACGGACCUGGUGUGCCUUCGAACUCUGGCAGAGUGCGGAAAAGAACAAGACCUUGGACCUGUUUGCGCCCACGGGGAAGGUGGGCUCUGAAGGUACUUCCUCGGUGGCGCUCCUCGAUGCAGUCGAGGCUUGGGACAUCCGUGACACCAAUACCACCAACCCGGCAGACCGUCGACAGAUUUUCAAUCGCAUCGCCGGGGUCGACGAGCUGGAUGGACUCCUGCGUGAUGCUGAGGGCAGGCCGGUGAUCCAAGCUGGGCGAAAGGCCUUGCAGGAUGAACGUUUGGAUCGCGAAACGUUGGAUCGCGAGCUCCGGCUGCGAACGCAAGGGGAGGAUCAAAAGCCUAAGUUUGAAAGGAUCAACAGCCACGUGCGAGGAAAGGUGAGGGAUAGCUUAUGGACAGCCAAUGAAUGCCAUGGCUGCAAGAUCGACGAUCAUGCCUUACGAGGAAUCCCGUUGGGGCAACUGAAACAGUUCUUCCGCAAAGCGAUGAGUGACUGGAGGAGUGAGUGGGAAUCUCCAUCUCUCACCGUGAAACGGAUGGCCACCUAUGUGAACGAUGUGCUCUUGCCGAACAUCAAUGGUGAGAAGUGCUCCUAUGUGGAAAGGUGGGUGACUCAACCAGUGCCACCAAUGGUUUACCUGGCCUAUGCGUCGGACCAGAGAUUCGCCGAGCUGGUGAAGUGCGUGGAGUGGCAAGCAGAGGCCAGAGAGUUUGACGACAACACGGCCUUCUUCUUGGACAUCAUUUGCUUGAAUCCGGCGCUGCUCACGAAGGAUGAGAGCAUUGAGGCCCACCGAAUUGCGUCCGCCGAAAGUCAAGGCAUCCUGGUGACGCAUGGCUGUGAUCGUGCCUGGGUCUUGUGCGACUUAGCCUAUUUCUUGCGAGAAGACAAGUUCGUGGAUCUCGGAUGCCCUACAGGGGUGCUGGCAUGUACCAGGCCCUUUAGGGACAACGGCUUUGAGUACGGACAAUUCUGCAAGAGUGAGCUCACGAAGAUCAUGGAGCUGAGGUGUGCUGAUGUGAAUCGUGGCAGUUGUUCGGAGGAGGAUUUUGAAGAAACGGUGAAGAAGCGCAUCGUGGAGUGCUUUCCGAAUGCCCAAGGGCAGCCGGAACAGGCCUUCCGGCUUUUUGAGGAGUCCUUGAAGCAAUUCGCCUGCGGCCCCUUGCUGCGUCGUGCGACCUUUCAGGGCAAGGGCGACAAGAUGCGCAAGUGGUGCGCCUCACCAGGCAUGUUGAUCACCAACAAGAGCUUCCGCGGCGGCAUGGGCGAAAUGCCCGUGCACAUUGCUGCCGGGGCGGGCAACUUGGAGUCCCUCCGCACUUGCCUGGACCUGAAAGCAGAUCCCAAUGCCGAGGAUGUCAUGCGUGAGCGACCCCUCCAUUAUGCAGCACUGGCGGGCAGCGCGCCAGCCGUUCAGGUCUUGCUACGGGCCAACGCUGACCCAACGGUGCGGUCAGCGUUCCUGGAAACACCUUUGGACGUGGCCAGGGAGAAUGCGGCGGCGUAUUUGGGCGUGGAGACUGCCAAGAUCUUAGAGCUUUUGCAAAGUGCAGAGGCCUUGGAAUGGCAACUGGCACAGGUCUUGACACCUGAAGAGUCGGAGCGUCCAAAGACGAUGGAUGUCAACACCAGACCGUCGCAGGCCAAUGAUCUGUGGCUUGGCAUCCAGGACACCUUGCAGAAGUUCGGGACGGAUGGAAAAAUUGCCGCCAGCACGCUCACGGAGGUGCUCUCACGGAUCCUCAAGGAGGACGCUAGCUUGCUGGUCCAAUCCGCCCAGCAGGGCGAGGCCCCCGGGGAAGUGCAGCAGCUGAAGGCCCAAUCAACUACACUACUUAUAGUCACCAUGGCCUUUCUAAGGUCCCUAGUACCUAUAUAGAUGCAGGAUGCAUGGCGAUGAAUCCAAGCCAUUGCUGACAACCUGCACCCGCUGACAAGGUCCUACACAUUUUGCACAAUGGGAAGCUCAAAAAAACACAGAAGUUGACAUGUGAUCAAGGGUCCAACAAGGGUAUCUCAUUUUGUGCAUGUCUGGAAGAUCAUCAUACCCCAAAACCCCUUCUCAGGUUCGGUUCUUGGAGGCCUAGGGGCUAGGGUUAGUAACCUCUUAUACUGUCGUACCAAGCAUCAUUAAAGACGGACAGGACGGAAAGGACACACAUGAAAAGCCUAACGGAUUUGAAGAGGGCACGGCAUACAGGACUAGGAAGAUCAUAUCUCAUAUCUCCUUCGAGGGUUCUCAGAUCCAGAUCCUUUUUUUUGUGUGUUUUGUCUUUCGAUUUGUUGGUUUUCUGCAGAUGACACGGGUGAGUCAUGAGGACAUCAUGGCGUCGAAAUCCAGGCCGACAGAGGAGUGAAGAGUCAGUAUAAGAGGUUACCAACUUAACCCUAGGCCCUAGGCCUCCAGUCGUACCGAACCUGAGAAGGCGGUGGAUGUGACUUCUUGUAGGUGAAUUCCCGUGACGAAUGCGAAUGUUGAGUCCUGGCAGAUGGGUGAUUUCGUUUCGGUUACAUGUGAAAUAUCUUGAGAACCCUUGAAUUGAGAACAUAUAAGAACACAGGAUGGCCUGCACAAACCACAAUUUAUAUCCAUGUAUCACAAUUUAAUGGACAAAAUGCCUUGCAUGAGUGAGAGUAUGAGGAGUGUUUGUCUUGUCCAGCAGUGCUGCAUGACAGGAAUGUUGGCUGCAUUCAAUGUGGCUCCAGGACAGAUUCAGUCUAUUUGAGGGAAAUGGGCAUCGUCCACGCGCUUCAUCGUCCCGUCUUAACAAAGGGGCGAGCCGAAACACAACUUCCCCCAGAUGCCCCGCGAAGAUGGAAACGAGAAUGACGAGAUAGUGGACGAGAAUUCACAGGAGGUGAAUAUCAACGUGAUUUGUGGACAAACCAAAGUCCUACAAAUGUCAGCGUCUUCCACGCUGGCAGACGCUGGACAGAAUGUCUUCCCAGGCCAACCUCCAUGGAUAGUCACCAAAUUCGUGGUUGACGAAAAGGUGGUUGAUGGUGCGAGUCUCGUCUCUUCCCUUGGCGGGAGGCCACUUACAAUCAUACGGGAGCAAAAAUAUUGCAAUAGCAAAAAGGAGUUGCCUCUAAGGUGUUCUCACGCCAACCUGCAUCCGCAACUCAACAAGGUGGAAGAUUUGGCUUUUUUUAAGUCGCCAAUCACCACCGUGAGUUGGCCUGGCACGCUGACCCACGUUGGCUAUUCCAGCUUCCAAGCCACUUCGCUGACUCAUGUCGACCUGCCCAAUAGCGUCGUUUUGAUUGAGUCUUGGGCCUUCUCGGAAGCAACAUCCUUGAGACGGGCCACAGGCGAAGGUGUGCGGGAGAUAAGGAGCAAUGGCUUCAGCUCAUGCUCCGAAUUGGAGCAAAUCUAUUUUCCAAACGCGGAACUACUCGAACACGAAUGCUUCAAAGACACCAAAGUGGCGGAGGUGCGCUUCCCACAUGCCAAAGAAAUCCAAAAGUGGGCCCUGAACUCUCCAUGCCUGAGGCGGGUGUUCGUUAACGUGAACACGAAUGUUCACCCAGAGGCUUGGCCAGCAGGUGUUAUUGUAGAGUAUCUGGACGAGUAGUUGUGAGAGCGCGGCAACGAAAAAUUGCGACUGUUGCACAUGAUUGCUGUGCAUGGCGAAGAAUAACAAAUGAUUCGUCUCCCCGAAUCGAUUCAAAGGGUAAGAGCAGGAGAUGCAGGAGGAAUUUCAAUUUCCAUCCAUUUCCCUUGGGGGACUUGACCUGCGAAUACCUACGGUGAUAAUUCAUCCGAGGCAUUUCCAGUCCAUGGGUCGGAAAUGGCUGGAAGGAAAUUUUGAAGAUGUUCUGUCUUCCAACUUUGGAUUCAGGGUUUUGGGGUGGGUUUGGAGGGUCCAGUCAUACCUUCUGAGGAGGCAGGUACUUGGAGGUGCAGGGUAUAGGAAGAAAAGCCAACAUGCAGACAGUCUGAAGUAGCGUGAGACACAGCAGUGGUGCCGAAACAACUGAACCAGCUAAUAGCAAUGGCCUCCAACCUACUUGUGGUUUGGCCUCCAACCAAACCACACCACAGAAUUCCCCCCAAACCCCGGUCAAACCCCUCUGGACGGGACGUCCACACCACGGUCCAGUCCGGCCGCGGCGACACGCCUGUCCAGUUGGUGGACUUGAAGGACUUCUUGGACCUCCUAGCCAUCGACGUUUAGAGGGUCACCGGUGCCCGGCAGAGGAGGCGAUGAGGCAUGUGCAGUUUGAUAUCGCAGACAAGCAUGAGUGGCAGUCUGGCCUACAAUCGAUUUAUGGCCCAUUUGGUGAGAUGUUUGGAAUCUUUUUACAUCCAGCCUGCAGCAAACGCUGCGGGGCAGGAACUUGAGUUUCAACUGUCUCAUGAAGUGGCGUAUGUUUUGAAGAUCGCAUCACGCAAGAAUUGGCAGCAGAAAGCUGCAAGAACGUCGUAUCCUUGCGGAUUUCCACGAAGC
Molecule: messenger RNA, 5064 nt
Organism: Durusdinium trenchii
Lineage: Eukaryota; Dinophyceae; Suessiales; Symbiodiniaceae
Source: the annotation of a GenBank genome assembly